Messenger RNA from Pseudovirgaria hyperparasitica, 1487 nucleotides. RefSeq lists its product as uncharacterized. Gene Ontology annotation, cellular component: cytoplasm. Lineage: Eukaryota; Fungi; Ascomycota; Dothideomycetes; Acrospermales; Acrospermaceae. The record is from RefSeq and is a predicted model, not a curated record. The coding region runs from base 206 to 1276 and encodes 356 amino acids. The transcript has 3 exons.
CACGAGGCUGCCCGCAUCCGCAUCUUAAUAAUAUCUGCGGCCUCGUGCUGCACCCCCGGUUCUGCAUUUGACCUUGUCCGUCCUAUUUACUGUACUCCUCUGCUUCUCACUUCCACCUCUCGCUCUCUGUACAGCUGCAAAAGCCUCCUCAUUUGUGUUUCAUUGUCGUCUGACACUGUCCUGAUUACAUUAUACUACCACUAGAAUGGGCGAAGACAAAGCUUGGGCAAAGGCCUAUGUCCUCGAUCCAUUAAGCGGACCUGAUCCAAGCGAUGAGACUGGUCCUGGAUCACAUUUCCGCUCCACAUAUGAUUCACUUCCUCCGUCUCCGGCAUCCGAUUCGUCCAAGACUCCACAAGUAGCUGUCCAGACUACCGGUGGAAGCUCAUCCACGAACCCAUUCAAACGCAACACAAACUCUCACUCCCGAGCAAGCUCAAACCCUUCAUACCCUACUCCGCCAAGCUCUACAAGCCCACGACGAGAACAGUUUCCUGUUUUGCCAGACCACGGCUCACCAAGUCAUUUGUCUCCAAGCCAGUCGCACGGCAGGGAUGGACCGUCCGGGCAUAGACGCCGUGGGAGCUCGCUCAAUGAGAGGUACCCUGGCGAUCCUACAGUUCGCCCUCUCGACAUGCUCCGCAAAGAUACCAAGCGGGCACACCGAGCACCACAUCUCCGCAAAGCAAACCACAUUGGUCCUGAUUUGAUCGAUCGCCUCGAUCCGACCAUGACGUAUCAUCAUGAGAGCCCCUAUGACGCCGCGUCAAUUGCUCGCAACCAACAGAAAAAGUACAGCCCUAUUGCAGCUCUCGAGUCGAGCAACAAGGAGGCCUUGAAAGCAACUCCUCGUGAAAACAUUCAGAAUGCAGUCCAACGCCAUCGUCCACUUGAAGGCGUAGCGACUGUCCCUCCAGGGAUGGAAGAUCGCUUCGGACGCAAGUACGAUUACGAAGAAGGUUCCGACAUGCAGCGUGAAAACGGUGGCGACUAUAAGCGGUGGCCGGGUCUGCAAUAUCACCCCAAUGAUCUCAAGGGCAAAAGCGAGCCGUCGUACACCAUUGAGAAAGCACUGAAAGAUCACAAGGCGCGCGGAGGUGAUGUCGAGAUGACGUCCCGAGCACGCAACAAGAGUCUAAACCACACCGACCGACCGAGCAGCCUCAACGGACACGCCGCGAGUGGUAUCGAUCGCAGCAACAGCACCGGUGCCAACGUCACAUCCGCACUCAAGCAGCGCCUGCACAUCGGCCGCAAGCCUGUCACUCAGAACUAACAUGAUCCAUACUCAAGAACAAUCUACUCCGUCAUGUACGAUACGACUUAGUAACUGGACGAGUAACUAGAAUAGGCGAGAAAAUGGAGGAAUUGGAUUACACAAUGGAGUCUUGGAUACCACAAAACGUUGAUGAUCAUCACACUGCCUGGACAUUAUUGCUCCACGAUAUAUCUAUAUCUUUUCAGAAUUAACGACGCCACGAGUCUCC